AAUUGCGCCUUCUCGAGCCAGUUCGAAGGUCACGACGUUGCCAAGCCCGUUGACUCGCUCGCGCUGCACCAGCCUCGUGUUCUCUCUCUCCUCCGUUCACCAUGACCGACAAGAUGGAUCGUGGUCUUGACGAGAUCAUUGCAGAGACUCGGCCCUCUGGCCCUCGCAACCGUCGAGGCCGUGGCGGAGGCGGCCCUGGACCUCGCCGCGACCGAGCCGAAGGACCUCGUGAUGGUAUCAGAAAGUCCUACCGAGACGAACCUCGCAACAUUGACAGCGAAUGGGUGCACGACCGCUACGAUGACAACAACAAUUACAGUCGCCGCGGCCCAACGACGCGCCGUGCGCGCGACCCAUCCCCAGAAGCGGAGGGUAGGGGAGCCAAGAUUCGCGUUGACAACAUUCACUACGACCUGACCGAAGAAGACCUGAACGAGCUCUUCCAGAGGAUCGGACCGGUGACGAGGCUCCAGCUCCGUUAUGACCGCGCUGGACGCUCAGAAGGAACGGCUUACGUGACAUAUGAGCUCAAAGAGGAUGCUUCGGAAGCGGUGAAGCAAUUCGAUGGGGCCAAUGCCAACGGUCAACCCAUCCGAUUAACCAUGCUCGGUGGACGGGGCGAUCGCUCGCGCAACCCAUUCGACUCGGCAGUCAUGCCUGGACGACCUUUGUCGGAGCGGGUCUCCGCCCCAGGUCGUGCUCGCUCCCACUCACCAUCGGGUCGAUAUUCUCAAGAGGACGCGGCCCGCAAGGGUAUCGAUAGAUAUAUCCCCGGUGGUCGGUCAAGGACGCCACCUCCUGCACGACGCCGCGGCGCUGCUAACACCGGACGCCGUCCUGGUGCUCGCCGGGAGCGUGGACCGCAAGACGAUACCCGUGGUGCCCGUAGCGCGCCCCGCGGCAAGAGGACCCAGGAGGAGCUCGAUGCCGACAUGGCCGACUACUUUGGUGGUGGAGAGCCUGCGCCCGAAGCCAACGGGAACACGGCUGAAGCACCAGCUGCUGCGCCAGCCCCGGCCGCGGCCGCGACCGACGACAUUGACAUGAUUGAGUAGACUGGGGGGAUUUUGAAAGAGGUUCGUACACCUUGGUGGAAAUGUACUAUCACAAUCGAGGAUUCGACUACGUCUUGUUGAAGUCAAGAGUUUAUAGGAAUGGACUUGGCCGAAGGCUGAGCACCCUUUGGACUCGUGUAUCACGAAAAAGGGGGCACGGAACCUGCAAAGGACCAGCUAGGAAUCAUUGCUCGAAUACAAUACUGGCGUGUCGGCGUUACCAAAUCUUGAGAGACAUGUUGCUACUCUAUUUGUUCGCCUUCUUUGUCGCUGAUGCUCGACAUCGAGCCAAGCGUCGUCCUUG
Emericellopsis atlantica is the source of this 1359-nucleotide messenger RNA. RefSeq lists its product as uncharacterized. Gene Ontology annotation, molecular function: mRNA binding. Gene Ontology annotation, cellular component: nucleus. NCBI's taxonomy places the organism in Eukaryota, Fungi, Ascomycota, Sordariomycetes, Hypocreales, Bionectriaceae. The transcript has 8 exons. The record is from RefSeq and is a predicted model, not a curated record. Gene Ontology annotation, biological process: mRNA export from nucleus. Bases 102 to 1055 code for a protein of 317 amino acids.